This is a messenger RNA of Lactuca virosa, 3975 nucleotides long. The record is from the annotation of a GenBank genome assembly. Lineage: Eukaryota; Viridiplantae; Streptophyta; Magnoliopsida; Asterales; Asteraceae.
AAAAUGUUCCAAAAAAUAAAGUUCCCGCCAAAGACCAAAUUUUCACAACAGUUGAAACCCUAAAACCCCAAUCAGCUCAUUCUACAGGAAAAACCGCGAAUGAGGGCAAACCACCGGCGAGAAUCUACAUACACCGGAGAAGCAAUGUCUUCGUAUUCACUGCCGGCGUCAAAUCCAAACCCUAAACCGUCGAAAAAGAAUGUCAUUCACAUCGGCGGCAUACCAAUUGAGUUUCCUUACCAACCAUAUGGCUCUCAGCUGGCUUACAUGGGCAGAGUAAUCGCAACUCUCGAUCGAGCUCAACGAGAUGGCCAUUUUCAUGCGUUACUUGAAUCUCCUACUGGUACUGGAAAGUCUUUGUCUCUGCUUUGCUCCGUUCUGGCAUGGCAGAAGAAUCAACAGUUAAAGUCUCUCCUUGGGAAUAUCUCUCACUCGAAACCUGAUCCCGAGGCUAUGGUUGACCCUCUGGGUCGUGGUGGGGGGUUUGUUCCUGAAAUGGAGCCAUCAGGUAAUAAUGUGGUGCCUACUUUUUCCGAGACACACAAUACUGAGCAGAAGAAAAAAAGAGGCCCUAUCAUUUACUAUGCCACGCGGACACAUUCACAGAUUAGUCAAGUUGUCUCUGAAUUUCGCAAAACAAGUUAUCGGGUGCCAAUGGCAGUUUUGGCAUCUAGAAAACGCUACUGUACAAAUGCCAAAGUUCGUGGCCAAGAUAAUAUUGAUGAGAAAUGUAAGCUACUUCUCAAGGAGCGAGGACAAAACAAAUGUGGUUGCCCAGAAUUCUUGAAUGCAAAAAAGAUCAGAGCACACCCAUCUGUUAAAAAAGGAGGCUGCUAUGAACUCCAUGAUAUCGAGGAUCUUGUUAAAGUUGGACAAAUGGUCGAAGGUUGCUCAUAUUUUGGAGCACAAGCCAUGGCAGAAGUGGCACAAAUAGUUUUUUGCCCUUAUAGUUAUAUUAUCAAUCCACAAAUCAGAAAAGCAAUGGAAUUAGAUGUUAAAGGAAACAUUAUCAUUCUUGAUGAAGCUCAUAAUAUAGAAGACAUAGCUCGGGAUGCUGGUAGUGUAGAUGCUGAAGAAGUUGUUCUGCUUCAAUUACAGAUGGAACUGGAAAAUCUUUGUCAUAGUGAUCGAGUUACACAGGCUGAUCAAGUAGAGAUUUAUCAGCCCUUAUGUGAAAUGAUGGAGGGCAUUAUUAGUUGGAUCAGACGGAAGAAAAAUUCAUUGGGGAAGCAUAGUUUUCAACAUAAUGCAUCAUGUUGGACUGGUGAUAAAGCUUUAAAAGAACUUGACGAAGCAAGCAUAUCAAAGCUGUGCUUCCCAAUCUUACAAGAAUGUGCCACAAAGGCAAUUAAAAUUGCUACAGAUGCAGACCUUGAGGUUGACCAUUUAAGUGGCAUGCCCUCUACAGUAUUAGAAGGCCUUUUCUCUUCACUUACCUACUUUUUCUCUGAAGAUGGGGCCCACAUCUGUGAUUAUCAGCUUGUAUUGCAAUGUCGUAUCAAAGGUGAUGCUGGAGUUGAUGGUGAUGAUUGGCCCUGUACUUUGAGUUUGUGGUGUUUGAAUCCAGCUCUUGUCUUCAAGAACAUUGCUGAUGCUUCUCUUUCAGUAAUUUUAACAUCUGGGACUCUAUCACCAAUGAGUUCGUUUCAAUCUGAACUUGGGGUUCAAUUCGGAACCUCUCUUGAAGCUCCUCAUGUUAUCAACGUGGAGUCACAGUUAUGGGCGGGUGUGAUUCACAGUGGGCCGGGUAAUUACCCAUUGAAUGCAAGUUACAAAACAUCCGAGGGAUAUGGUUUCCAGGAUGCACUUGGAACAUCCCUUGAAGAAAUAUGCAAAGUUGUGCCUGGUGGUUGUUUGGUGUUCUUUCCUAGCUAUAAACUUAUGGACAAAUUACGCAGUCGUUGGUUUGAAACAGGUCAAUGGACUCGCCUAAAUGCACAAAAACCUGUUUUUGUUGAGCCAAGAGGAAGCCAGGAUGAUUUUGAGCAAGUUUUGAGUGGUUAUUAUGAUACAAUUCGUGGCAAGAAACCUGCAAUUGGGAGGAGAAGGGGUAAAAAGGUGGAAGCAGUAUCAUGUUCUAAAGGGAAUGAUAAAAAGGGAGCUACAUUUCUUGCUGUCUGUCGAGGAAAGGUGUCUGAAGGAAUUGACUUCUCAGAUGAUAAUGCUCGAGCGGUUAUAAUUAUUGGGAUUCCUUUUCCAAACGUGUUUGAUAUUCAAGUGGCAGAAAAAAAGAGAUACAAUGAUACUUUUAAAUCCUCUAAAAACCUUCUUAGUGGCAGCGAAUGGUAUUGUCAGCAAGCUUUCAGAGCUCUUAAUCAGGCAGCAGGCCGUUGCAUUCGACACAGGUCGGACUAUGGAGCCAUAAUCUUCCUAGAUGAGCGAUUUCGUCAAGAAAGAAAUUUAAGAUACAUUUCAAAGUGGAUAAGGAAAUCCAUUAGACAAUAUGACAACUUUGACCAGUCAUUGGAAGGAUUAAAGUCCUUUUUCAAGAACAUCAAGGUUGAGAAUGAUGCAAAAGAGGUGGUUGAUGUUGAAGUCAUUGAUGUAGAGGACCCAAGAAACCUGUUCACAGAAAUGAUGAACCAUAAAAUUAUAAGUAACCCCAAACCAAAAGGAAGAAGAUCUAUGUCAGAUGCUGUUAUUUCACCACCUGAAAUAUUAACAAAUAAAAUAAAAAAGUUUCCAAUUACAAGUAAAAAGUUUCACUGCCCCUCCCCCAAAACAGAAUCUAGACCUCAGGAAACAAUUAGGGGAGUGAAAAAGAGUGACAGCAAUACUGGUAUAACUUACACCGACUCCAAAGGUGAUUUGGAGACAAAAAACAGGUUUCCAUCGCCACCAUCAUUUAAUAUAUCUCAUGAUGACGAUUUCGACUUAACCAUUGUUCAUGAAACCCCGAGAAAUGACGAUAAUGCCCUUGAUCAUGAAUAUGAACCACCCAUUGUGAAGGAAACACCAAUCAAGAACAGUUACCCUGCUACUCUUGAAUCUGUCUCCGAGUCAACCAUAAUCCAAUCAAAGUUUCCCACUCGUUCCUUUUCUUCCCCUUGUUCCACUUCAGCUUCUGAAUGCAUGAACACAACAACAACACCACCUAAAAAACAACAAAUCCCUCAAAACAAUUCACCUCUAGAUUCAAGUGUCAAUUCCCAUUUUCAUAAAAGAAGAAAGUCUUCAGCUUUUGCAUCAGUCAAGAUGGCCCACUUUGAUUCCCCUGAAGAAACCAUGAAUCUUGGUGAUGAAACCAAAAAAUAUCUAAAAAUAUCGUGUUCACUCUGUAAAAAUCCGCUGGGUCUUGCGGAAAAUGACUAUUCUGUCCCUUGUUCUUUGAUGUCGUUAUCUAAAGUGCAUUUGGUGUCAAGUUGGAAAGGGAGAGAAAAGGGUGGGACAAGUGUAGCUGUUGUGGUGUCUGAUAUUUGUUGUGUUGAUGGGAGAAUUUGGGAAAGAAGUGGUGAUGAAGGAAUUUGGAGCAAAGAAGAUGGCUGUGUAUUUAAUACGGCUUUCUGCCCUUUCUGUAGUGAUCAAGACAAUUGCCUUGGGUUACAUGUUGUGGCAACUGAUUCAUCCAAUGUGCAGCUUUUAAACAAGGUGCUCUUUUAUUCUGACAGACUAGAAAUCCAACAUAUCCAUACAUCAACAACAAAUAAGGAAGAAUCACCAUCUAGUGUUACAAGUUUGAGUAAAAGCGUGCUACAAAAUCCAUUUGAGAAAUUUGCCUACACAUCUCCACAAACCAACUCAAUAGGUUGGAGAACCACAAAAUCUAAGAUGAGAUUACCAAAGAAAGUCCUAGUAUCCACUACCAAAUAUUGAUGCCUAACCUUACAUGUAAAUUCUUAAUCAUUGCUAAAUUGGUUUUAAACCUAUUUUGGAAAUUUAAGAUCUAUGGUUAUUAUUAUUAACUUCGUGAUGCAUUUGAGGUGUAUGACCAAUAAAAUGUGACUAUUGUAGUUGUAACAUUCUUUAUGACCAGCC